Messenger RNA from Odocoileus virginianus texanus, 4860 nucleotides. It is a transcript of the gene KCNA4, whose product is annotated as potassium voltage-gated channel subfamily A member 4. The record is from RefSeq and is a predicted model, not a curated record. Gene Ontology annotation, molecular function: delayed rectifier potassium channel activity; protein binding; potassium ion binding. Gene Ontology annotation, cellular component: membrane; voltage-gated potassium channel complex; dendritic spine. NCBI's taxonomy places the organism in Eukaryota, Metazoa, Chordata, Mammalia, Artiodactyla, Cervidae. Gene Ontology annotation, biological process: protein homooligomerization; potassium ion transmembrane transport.
UCUGCAGCCAGCGAGAGAGCGAGAGGGAUGGAUAUUGGAGGAGGAAUUCGGGCUUAACAAGUGAUCGCUGCUGUCUAGGAUUUUGUUGUUGUUUUUUUUCUUCUGGGGAACCUUGACUUCUUUUCCCCGUCGAGCCCUUCUGUGCUGAACUCCAGAGAAAGCAGGAGUCUUGGGGUCUUCCCUGGGGCAGCCCUUUUCCUCACCCCCCGGCUCCAGCAGCGAGAACUCCGUGCCCCCCCAUCCCCCGCCCCCGACCAGGCAGCAGAACUUGUUCCGUGGAUAUUUGGGAGCUCCCACCUGCCACACCGGAGCGAUUCCUUCCACCCCCAAGAUCCUUCUUCCCCUCCUCCAGCUGUUGCAGCUUGAGGGGGGAAAACAAGCCAACCGGGGAUUUUCUUUAUUUUUAUUUUGCACCCCGCCUGGGAAUGGUGAAGUGGCUUCUUCUGCAUGAUUUUAGCUGAAGGAUGCUCUGCAUUUCCUUGAUUUCUAUGGAGACCUCAGAGCUGGGCUUGCCCCCCACUGACACCUCAUCUUGCAUCUACUCUACCUCCCAAGGUCUUUGCCUCUACAGCUAGCUCAACAUUGCCCCUAGGUCCAGGAAGCCUGUGAUGAACUUCAGGGGAGAGCCGGGAGAGUCAUCCUGCUAGGCUUUGAGUGGCAAUGCCUGGACAUACUUCAAGUCACAUGUUAACAUGGGUCAGGCUGUCACUAGAAGGCAAGUGCUAAGACUUAAAGACUUAUUUGCAUUUUAUUUAAAUUUCAUGGACUGAGCUUUGGACAAUUUCCAUGGCAGAAAAAAUAUAUUCCAUUCUCUAGGCACAACUGCCGGCGGUCGGCUACUUGCUGUCUUUGAAGCUUGCAGCAUCAAGACCAAUGACAUCCUAGUUGUAUUUCCAGAUUUGAACAUCCACCCCAAAACAGGUGUUUUGGAGACCCCGACAUUUUCUGACUUUUACUUGAAAGUGCCAGGCCGUCUCUCCAGAGGAGCCACGCUCUGGAGAGCAACGUUGAAUCCCCUAGAAGAGAGAGCAUGGGGCGUGCUGAUUUAAAAACAGAAAAUGCAAAGUUGGACUGAAAAUAUCCUUCGUCUUCCAAGCAAUCUGCUUAAGGGUUCCAAACUUACCUUAAUUUGGUGAGAAAAGAAUCUGCCCUAUUUUUCUUUCUUCUUCUCCAACUGGAACCAGCCAUUUCCCCAAGCGGCCACCAUGGAGGUGGCGAUGGUGAGUGCUGAGAGCUCAGGGUGCAACAGUCACAUGCCUUAUGGUUACGCGGCUCAGGCCCGAGCGCGGGAGCGCGAAAGGCUGGCUCACUCCAGGGCGGCUGCGGCUGCGGCGGUGGCCGCGGCCACCGCUGCGGUGGAAGGCGGCGGGGGGUCUGGAGGGGGUGCCCACCACCACCACCCAUCGCGCGGGGCCUGCACCUCCCACGAGCCCCAGAGCGGCCGGGGAAGUCGGAGGAGGCGGCGACCGCGCCCGGAGAAGAAGAAAGUCCACCACCGGCAGAGCAGCUUCCCUCACUGCUCCGACCUGAUGCCCAGUGGCUCGGAGGAGAAGAUCCUGCGGGAUCUGAGUGAGGAGGACGAAGAGGAGGACGACGAGGAGGACGAGGAAGAGGAGGGAAGGUUUUAUUACAGCGAGGAGGACCACGGCGAGGAGUGUUCCUACACCGACCUGCUGGCCCAGGACGAUGGGGGCGGCGGCGGCGGCGGCGGCGGGGGCGGCGGUGGCGGCUACAGUUCGGUCCGCUACAGCGACUGCUGUGAACGCGUGGUGAUCAAUGUCUCGGGUCUGCGUUUCGAGACCCAGAUGAAAACCCUGGCCCAGUUUCCCGAGACUUUGCUGGGGGACCCUGAGAAGAGGACUCAGUAUUUCGACCCUCUGCGCAAUGAGUAUUUUUUCGACAGGAACAGGCCUAGCUUUGAUGCCAUCUUAUAUUAUUACCAGUCAGGGGGCCGCCUGAAGAGGCCAGUCAACGUCCCCUUUGAUAUCUUCACCGAGGAGGUGAAGUUCUACCAGUUGGGGGAGGAGGCCCUGCUCAAGUUUCGGGAGGACGAGGGCUUUGUGAGAGAGGAGGAGGACAGGGCCUUGCCAGAGAACGAAUUUAAGAAGCAGAUCUGGCUGCUCUUUGAGUACCCGGAGAGCUCCAGUCCAGCGCGGGGCAUAGCCAUCGUCUCCGUGCUGGUCAUCCUCAUCUCCAUCGUCAUCUUCUGCCUGGAAACCUUGCCGGAGUUUAGGGACGACAGGGAUCUCAUCAUGGCCCUGAGCACGGGCGGGCACGUCGGGUUGUUGAACGACACGUCGGUCCCCCACCCGGAGAGUUCAGGGCACACGAUCUUCAACGACCCCUUCUUCAUCGUGGAGACAGUGUGCAUCGUCUGGUUUUCCUUCGAGUUUGUGGUUCGCUGCUUUGCUUGUCCCAGCCAAGCCCUCUUCUUCAAAAACAUCAUGAACAUCAUUGACAUCGUCUCCAUUUUGCCUUACUUCAUCACGCUGGGCACGGAUCUGGCCCAGCAGCAGGGGGGUGGCAACGGGCAGCAGCAGCAGGCCAUGUCCUUUGCCAUCCUCAGGAUCAUCCGCCUGGUCCGAGUAUUCCGGAUCUUCAAGCUCUCCAGACACUCCAAAGGCCUGCAGAUCCUGGGCCACACGCUCCGAGCCAGCAUGCGCGAACUAGGCCUCCUGAUCUUCUUCCUCUUCAUCGGGGUCAUCCUCUUCUCCAGCGCUGUGUAUUUCGCGGAGGCAGAUGAGCCGACCACCCACUUCCAAAGCAUCCCCGAUGCAUUUUGGUGGGCCGUGGUGACCAUGACAACCGUGGGCUAUGGGGACAUGAAGCCCAUCACGGUGGGGGGCAAGAUCGUAGGGUCUCUGUGUGCCAUUGCAGGUGUCCUAACCAUCGCUCUGCCGGUGCCGGUGAUUGUGUCUAACUUUAACUAUUUCUACCACAGAGAGACGGAAAACGAGGAACAGACCCAGCUCACACAGAAUGCAGUCAGUUGCCCAUACCUCCCUUCUAAUUUGCUGAAGAAGUUUCGGAGCUCUACUUCUUCUUCCUUGGGGGACAAGUCAGAGUAUCUAGAGAUGGAAGAAGGAGUGAAGGAAUCUCUCUGUGCAAAGGAGAAGUGUCAGGGGAAGGGGGAUGACAGUGAGACAGAUAAAAACAACUGUUCUAAUGCGAAGGCUGUGGAGACCGACGUGUGAGUCUCGCUCUCCACCCGCCACUGCUCGCUCCCCCCAAUCCCAGCAUCUCCAAAUAUAUUUAUGCAUAGAGAGUGCAGUUAUGAAAAUGAUAUAUGCAAAUGAAUCCAAUGCAUACAGUAAUACACCAUUUAAUGGUUAUACAUGGCAUAAUUGUUACUAAACUUGUAUUACAUAUCAAAUAAAUGAUACAUCUUGGAGAAGAGGGAGGCUUAAGUAGGAGCAAAUCUAUCUUUAUAUUUUUAUUAGAAUGCAAGAAUUUUGCACAUUAACUGGAAGAGAUGUUAAAAGUAAAGACAGUUCCGUGGAGAGUGUGUGUGUGUGUGUGUGUGUGUGUGUGUGUGUGUGUGUACUGUGUGCGCGCAUAUGUGUGUAUGUACAAGUAAAUUGUCAACGUUGUUAGUAAUUGUGCAGUGAUGGGAAAAGUUGGCAUUUUGAAGUAUUUACUAUGUAAGAACUAAUGAAUUUGAGCAGUUGUUUAUCAGUGCUUUAAUAGCAUUUCAUGUCUUUGGAUUCCAUAGCUGUUGUUUUUUAAAAAUUGUAAGAAUUACUAUGUAGAAAAAAGAAAGUGAAUUAUUUAAUAGAGUAUAGGUCACAAUUUUAUCUUGGAUUUAAUUAAAGUUUAUUUUUAACUGGAAAUUAACUUUUAAAAAGGCUGCAGGGGCCUUUAGAAAUUGAUUAUAUUUUAUUAUUAAUUUUGGGAAGAUGUGACAUCAAAUGCCUAACAAUAAUGGAAGAAAUGAAAUCAGAGAAACUGCAACAAAUUUUGUUCACAGUUAACAGGACUGGAAUUUUCUUUACUUUUUUUUUUCCUUUGCACUACUUUAUAUGCUGGAGAUUGAGAGAGACUUCAUACUGUGAAUGUUUACAAAUGUAACAGUUCAAUGACAAUCAUUGGAAGAAUGAUUUCUUAGUCUUAUUUUAUUGUUCUCUUAUUUUCUUUGUGUGAGACAAACGGUCACACAGACAGCAGCAGCACAUGAUUCCCUUCUUUUUUUAAAUCUCAAUAAUUGAUCUGCAAAGGGACUAUGAAGUCAAAUUUAGCAACUGAAUCUUUUGAAAUUGGUCUGUUAACAAUGAUGCUUCUGAAACCAUACUAUUUUAUAUAUUCUUCUGCCUUUAAAGCCAGAAUAAUUUAACCAAAGUUAAUGCAUGCACUGAAAGAAUUCUUGAAGAAAUAAGAUGCCCAGCAGCUAUAGUGAUUAUGGCUUAAGAGCUUUGUAUUAAAUGUGCGACAUAAAUGCUAGAUUUACUAAGUUUAUUUAUUUGUGUAGCGACUUAAGGGACAGAAUGUGGGGAUUCACCUCAGAAUUCAGCAUUCUAUUUGCUCAAAUUGAUAUAACAGAACUGGUGUCAAAACAUUUGCUUUCCACAUCACCAUCAUUAUCGUUUUUAUGAAAGGAAUUUAUGACACUUAAUAACUGAAUUUAACUCACGACAAGGUGUUCUAGAAUGUGAGGUAACAGCUAGUGAUGUGACAACAUUGUUAAGUCAUCAAGAGAUGUAGCUUAGCAAACUCAGAAUGCAUAAGAGGCCUUAUUCUCCAAUAUUUUAACUUCUGUUCUUUAUAAAAUGGUUGUUCUGAGGUCUGGGGGAAAAAUGCUAUGGAAGUUAUCUCAGCACAUAAUAAGCUCUGACAACUGUGAACUUUAAAAAAAAAAAAAAAAAA